Messenger RNA from Ostreococcus tauri, 297 nucleotides. Its product is annotated as Ribonucleoprotein LSM domain. The record is from RefSeq and is a predicted model, not a curated record. The transcript has a single exon. NCBI's taxonomy places the organism in Eukaryota, Viridiplantae, Chlorophyta, Mamiellophyceae, Mamiellales, Bathycoccaceae. The coding region runs from base 1 to 297 and encodes 98 amino acids.
AUGGACUCCUCCACGUUCCCGUACAUCGGCGCCGAGACCGCGGUGGAGACGAAAGACGGUCGCGUCUUCGUCGGCGCGCUUCGAUGCGUCGAUAAGCAGCGGAACGUCGUCCUGAGCAACGCCGCGCAGUACGAUGGGUGGGACGCCUUCGCGCGGCGUCGCGACACGCGCGCCGCCGCCGCCGCCGCCGACGCGCCGCCGCCGCCGACGAUCAACAUGAUCCUCGUCGGCGUCGACGCGCGCGUUCGGUGCGAGGUGAACGCGCGCACGGUCGUCGCGCCGACGGCGACGACGUGA